GUCGGUACUUGAACGCAUUCCUUGACGUGGAGGCUGGGGUACCUCUCCAAGGAUUUCAUGAACACCGUUCCUUAUAAGUUUAAUAUGUUCACAGAAAGACUUUUUCUGCGAGAGCGCACGCACGGAAAACUACCAGGUUUGGAGUUAUAUCGGUGAAGUGCCCUUCUUGGAUAAAGACACAAGCGCAACUGCGCUUCCAACUUAACUUUAACGAAGUUACAGGCAAAGGAGAGCUGAAGAAUAGUGGAGCACGACUGAAGUACAGGAAGCAUCUUCACAGGGCUGAGCAUGGAGAGAGAAAGAGUCAGCACCAUGAAGAUCUUUCAUAUUCCUUUGAUCCCUUUUAUGUUUCUCCUCAUCCUUCCUGAUGGUGUCUUCUCUAGUGAUUGCCCAAAAGAUUGCUCCUGUUCCACAGGAUCCAUUUUUUGUUUCCAAAGACGAUCGUCUACCAUUCCCAGGGGAGUGGACCAAUCCAUUAAAAGCCUCUACCUGUUUUCCAAUGGGAUUGAAAGCUUGACAACUCAGGACUUUGAUGGGCUACAGAACCUGGAAAUGCUGGAUCUCAGUCAAAACAAACUGACCCAUCUUCCCGAUCGGGUGUUUGAACCUCUGACUUCUUUGCGAAACCUGGACUUGUCAUCCAACCAGAUCACCCACAUCUCAGCAGAAUGCUUCCAUGGUAUGAAACUGCUUGAGCGCCUUUAUUUAUAUAGUAAUCAUAUCCAAACCAUCAACCCUGCAGCCUUUAAAGGCUUGGAGCACCUGAUUGAACUCAAACUGCAGGGUAACCAGUUCACAUCCCUGCCAGCCCUCUCAAUGCCUCAUCUGUUGCUGCUGGACCUUCGCUUUAAUGCUUUAGACACUUUGGAUCCUUCAGACCUUCAGACCCCAAACCUAGAGUCACUCAAACUGGGAGGUGUGGGGCUUACCAGCCUGAAUAAAGAGCUUAUUAGCAGUCUCAAGAAUCUCCAUGAACUGGACAUCUCAGGAAACAAACUCAAAUCUUUUCCCUCAGUGCUUAAAGAGACCCCAGGGCUGAUUCAUCUCAGCCUGGCUGGAAACCCAAUGGGCCCUCUUAAGGUUCAGGACCUGCAGAACCUUGGGGAGCUGCAGGAGUUGGACAUAAGCAGCCUCAGUCUGCAGGGCAUCCCUGAAGAGUUCUCCCAACUAUUUCCCCACCUCAGAAAGCUCACACUUGCACAAAACCCCUUCAACUGCCUCUGCAACUUAGCAUGGUUCCCCAGAUGGCUCAGAGCCCAGAGCAUCACCCUGGAGAAAACAGAGGAGACACGCUGCCAUUUCCCACCUGUCAGUGCUGGAAAGGUAUUAGAAAGACUGGAUCACAGAGAUUUUGGCUGUCCUACCACAACUACGGUCACCACUAGAACUGUAAAAACAACUACCACCCAGCCUGCUCUUGUCACUACCUUCCCAACAACUACUAGGGUAAUUUCCCCUCCUAGGGCCAGUGACAACCCCACUGAAAAAGAAGGUGGUUCUCCCCAACCCCCUGUUCUUGCUUCCCCUAGCAUAAACCCAGAUGAGCAUUUCUGUCCUUCUCACAACUGUCUGAAUGGGGGUAUUUGUCGUUUGGACCAGCGUGGUCAGGUGGAGUGCACCUGUCCGCUCCAUACCUCUGGCACAUACUGUGAAAUCCAAAAUCAUCACCCACCUUCACCACCUGUAGCAGAACCUCCUAUACCAACUAUCAGUGCCAACACACCCGACAUCAGCUCACGUAAGGAAACCGCGACAUCUAUCCUCCUGGAUCUUCACCGCUACAUCGAAAUGCGCCCUUACAUCCGUGGAAUCCGUCUAACCUACCGCAAUCUCUCUGGGCCAGACCGCAGACCAAUUCAGCUCAGCCUCCCAGCAACCUUCCCAGAGUAUACACUUAGAGGCCUGAAUCCUAACUCCACCUACACUGUAUGUGCCAGUCCAUUAGGUGUCCCUAAUGGCAUAGACAGCGUCUGCACUGAGGCCCAUACAGCCCCCGAAAUGUCUAGGGGUCCUGGUGCACGGAUCGAUGAGCCUAAGCUAACCACGAUGCUGGUGCCUGCAGUUGCGAUCUUGCUUCUGCUUGUACUGAUAGCAGUAGCAGUGGGAGUAGUGUGCUACCUUCGCAGGAAGAGGGCCAAGGGCCACCUGGACCUUGACUGUGAUCCCUCCCAGCUAGAAUUGGAUGGAGUUAAAGCUGGCUUAGACAAUGGGCCCCUGCCUCAAAAACAGUCACAACUUAUGAUCCCAGAACCUGCUGUUCAGAAUGGAAAUCUGGAAUAUGAAGUUUUACUACUACAAGAUCACUGUACAUCAAACAACAACAUAACAACAUCUUUACAUAAGCCUUCCUGCUUUUGACACCUUGCUUUUUUAUUACUCCAAAUGAGGAUUUUUAAAUCUUCAGCUUUUCCCUCCUAAGUGAAAUAAAAAGAGCAGCUAUUGCCGCUGUGAAAGUGGAGAACCAAGUCAGCCAAUCAACCAGGAAAGGGGAAACUGGACAUAUAUUCAACUUCCUGGUUAUUUCUUAGUAUAAGCAGACAUUAAACAAGUUCAAAAUUUGCCUUUGGACUUGGAAAAAGCAUCAGAUGUGCUUUUCACUCCAUUUACAUGGUGCAUCCUGCUUCAAUAAUAUUUGCUCAAAUGCAAUCAGGCCCCGUGGUGUGAUGCUGGGACUGAUGGGGGUUUUUUUUGUUUUUUUUUUGGGCCAUUGGCUGACUCACAGGGUUAAGAGACAUAUUAACCUCAUGCCCUCUUUUAUGUGUUCAUAAAGGGAUGUGAACUGAAAUGGGGUUGUGCUGCCUUUCCCAUCACAACAACCCAACUAAAACCAACUCAGCAAUUGUUUUUACUGAGUUCAGUACUACCCCACAAAGGGAUCAGUGCUUGCUUGCUGUGAAUGAUCUUUAAGACACUAGAUGAAGUUGUGCAAAGAAAAAACUGAUGCUUGUAUUAUUUUAUUUGGCUCCAAGACUUUGUUGUAUAUGUCUGUUUUUUUUAAUAUCUGUGUCUGUUUUUUUUUUUUAAUAUCUGUGUCUGUUUUUUUUUUUUUAAUUGUGCAACAUUGUGACUGUUAACAGCCCUCAGUACCCUCCUCGCCCACCUCUUGUGACUAACAGACAAAACAGCAGAUUAAAAUCUUUGAAGAUUAAAACUCAUUGGUACCAGUAAAGUCAAUCAAAGAGCUUUGCCCCCAUAAUGUCAGACAGUCUAAGUAGAUGGGAGUCUGGACAGAGUUGAGACUAAAUCCCCCUUCUCCAUACUAGAGCCCUCAGCCUGCUUUGCCACCACAAAGGGAGAAGGUAAGCAGGAUUAGAAAAGGUACAGAGGGAAGCAGCUGACACCCCCCACCCCCGUGUGUUAAUUACAGUAACACACUUGACUAUACUGCAGCAAACGACAACUUCAGAAACAUAAUGGUUUAUCUUCUCUGUGUUGUCCCUCAAUCAAAAUAUGCUUACAACAUACUAAUUGGCCUGGCUGAAAACAAGCAAAGCAAAGCAGUGGAUGUGUAUUGUGUUUCUCUUGAGUAAAAAUAGCCUGCUUGAUAUAACGCUAUGCACAAUAUCUCCUUGGCAAGCAAGACCCCGGUUUUGCUCAUUCGUACCUAACAAGACUAUGAAAAGGCACAAGCAACAAUGCAGCUAACUUCAGAGUGUUCAUAUUGUUGUGUAGAGGACAAUGAGACUAGCAGGGAUCCACUGGAUGGUUAUUAUAUAAAGAGGUUACCAAGAGCCAAAGCAAAUUAACAUUUGUUUGGAAAUGAGAGGUGUGUGUGUGUGUGUGUGUGUGUGUGUGUGUGUGUGUGUGUGUGUGUGUGUGUGUGUGUGUGUGUGUGUGUGUGUCUCAUCAUCAGCGAUGAUGAAAGUACAUGUUCUGUCUUGCAGAAACACUUCUAUCAGUUAACCCCUUUACGUGCCUAGCGGGUACUUAAACAACUCCACCUAAAGCCAAACACACCAAAGACACCUCUGUGAAUGUCUGUAAAGUUACCUACAGUAUUUCCAGUGUACAGUUAACAAGUCCAUGCUAACAAAAGCGCCUUGAGAACCCCUGAUCAUGUGAUGAAACUGGAAUAUUUGUUUGUAAAAUAGAAAACAUUGAAGAUGACCAAAAGUAUUUUCGAUGUGACUGUUCAUUUUUCCCUGUUUACUUUGGGAAACUCUUUGUUAUUAUGUCUUCUUUAUUUUUUAUUCUGUGAACAUCUUUGUACAAGUGGAA
Messenger RNA from Archocentrus centrarchus (flier cichlid), 4218 nucleotides. RefSeq names its product vasorin b (gene vasnb). Gene Ontology annotation, molecular function: protein binding. The coding region runs from base 289 to 2358 and encodes 689 amino acids. NCBI's taxonomy places the organism in Eukaryota, Metazoa, Chordata, Actinopteri, Cichliformes, Cichlidae. The transcript is spliced from 3 exons. The record is from RefSeq and is a predicted model, not a curated record. Gene Ontology annotation, cellular component: plasma membrane.